CGCACCACAACAGCAACAACAGCAACUGCGGCGGCAACAUGAGCGGCAACAAGAUCUCGCUGUCGCUCGGCGGGGCGCGAAAGCUGCCACAGCUGACACACGGCGUCAAGCGACCUCGUACAGCGCUGCACGAUGAGGACGACGAUGGCGCCACAAUGGACAAGGCUCAGGCAGUUUCGCAUUUCGAUAGUACAGCUGGUGGCGCCGUGAAUGCGAGCAAAGAGGAGGAGAAGAAUGCUCCACUGCUGAUUGCGCCUCAAGCCAACCGCGACUGGCGCGACAAGGCAAGUCAGCGCAAGCGACAAAAAAGCGGACUUCCUGGGAACCAGGACGGUAGUCGUGCAGACCUCGAUGCCCGCAUGAGAGAUGUCGAGGCGAAGGUGGAGGCGAGUAAGCCUAAAUUUGGACUGAACACUUACAACAACAAGAGAGGCAAUGCAGAAGAUGAGGUGAUGUCGGGAACUGGCAACAUCUCUACCAAUGAUGAUAGUAUCAGCCGGAACACCGAGGAGAAGAUGGAAGCAGCAAAGUCAAAAACGGACGACGAACUGGCCAUGGACGCGCUGCUUGGAAAGACUACCACAGACAAGACCUUGAUUAUCGAAGGUAACAACGCACCCAUGACAGAGGGCGAUGCUUUCGAGCACGAUGUUGCCUCUGCACCCGACAUGGCUACUUUGGACGACUAUGCGCGUGUGCCUGUAGAGCAAUUCGGAGCAGCGUUGCUACGAGGCAUGGGCUGGAAAGAUGGCGAAGGCAUUGGAAGUCAAAAAGGCAAGCGAUUGGCCAAAGAUACUGGGAAAUUGCCGGAGAGAAGAGCAGCCUUACUCGGUAUUGGGGCAAAGGAAAACGCGGCCAUGGCGCAGGAACUGGGUGCUUGGGGUAAGGCAUCGCGAGGCAAAGAUGCAAAGAUUUACAACCCCGUUCUGAUCCGGGACAAGAAGACUGGCAAAACAUAUACGGAGGAGGAGCUUGAGAAGAAGAAGCAGGAUGAGGAGCGCCGAAAGUACGAGAUGGAAUUUGAGAAAAGAGAGAGGGACCGCAAGCCUAGAGACGGCGAGCAUCAUGCAUCGCGAGACCGACGGCGGGACCACUCGAGAGAGCGCACACACGGCAAGGAGGACCGACGUGAGCGUGAGAAAUCCCGACGCAAGGAUGACCCUGACAGCGAGGCAGAGUAUCGUCGACGUAAAGAGAGGGAACAACAUCGAAGACGUGAGCGGGAUGAGGACUAUGAUCGAGAUUCGCGAAGACAUAGAGAUCACGACUCCAGCGGCCGGGAGAGACACCAUGAACGAGAUCGACGAGAGCGCGAUCGCGAACGGGAGAGAGAGCGUAGAAGAUAGCCAUCGAAUGGGCAGUGCUAACAGAUGUUUAGAUCACAUCGCAUCGAGCCAUGCCACGCUUCUCACAAUAACCUACAACGUACCGUGCCACCAACAGUCACACGCAGUGGCACCAUCGCCCAGAAUCCCUCCCAUCGAGACCUGAACCAGGUCUAGAACAAACUCAUCAUGCUGCUUGUUGGUCUUGUUUGGAAUCUGCUAUUUCAGCCACACUAAGGCCACGUGAGGUGCCACGCGACAUGGCCGAAUUGCGCCAUUUUCCCGCUCACUCCAUUUAUCAUCCGACCGCUAUAUCGGCAUCAGGACAUACGAGGUCCCGAAUUCGUCCAAAGGGGAGGGCCGUGGCGGCGCCGGAAGUGUCAAGACAUUACGACGGCCGCCACGUCUGGCCGACUAAGGGACUGCGCUAGGUGGUAGGAGGUAACCACCGACGUCUCCGUGUUCUGCGGCUUUCUGCGAAACAUUCGCUACGGAGGUAGACUUCGUUCCAUCACAAGUCUAAUGACCGACUUUGCACUUUGCACUAUGGUGCUGCACGUAUAAUUCCGUGCUGCACUGGCCGCAGGCGUACUACAUACUGUAGGUACAGAGUCGAUCGCUAUAAAUGCCCAUGCGCAUUCUAGCACUGCAGACUCCUGUAGGUCGCAUGACCUCGCUGAGCACACGAUUGUGAAUGCAGCAGGACUGUGGUCAUCGAAGCGAGCGACGUCUACGCGAGCCAGUGGGCUGUUGAAGAUGGUGCUCGAUUUUUUCACGACAUGUUGUUAUGACGUUGACAGACUUGUCCUCGCGGUUCAGGUUGUUGUCAUUGGGUUUGCUCGAGUAAUGUAACAAGUGUGUCAUUACGUCGCGAGGGCUACCUACAGUUCUGGCUCCAACAAGGGUUGCUCGUCCUCGGUACUGCUGCAGGCGAAAGCAGCUUACUCACAGCGCUCUUCUUGGAGUAGGCAGCCUUGCGCAAUUGGCACAAGUCGAUCAUUGAGAGAAGAGUAUAGCACUUGACAAAUCAUGAC
Messenger RNA from Sphaerulina musiva SO2202, 2359 nucleotides. RefSeq lists its product as uncharacterized. Gene Ontology annotation, biological process: mRNA splicing, via spliceosome. Lineage: Eukaryota; Fungi; Ascomycota; Dothideomycetes; Mycosphaerellales; Mycosphaerellaceae. The record is from RefSeq and is a predicted model, not a curated record. Bases 39 to 1346 code for a protein of 435 amino acids. Gene Ontology annotation, molecular function: nucleic acid binding. Gene Ontology annotation, cellular component: spliceosomal complex. The transcript is spliced from 2 exons.